GAGGAGGGCGCCUCCGAGGGAGGCACAACAUGGGCGCCUGAAGCCAGGGCGGAGUCGGCUGCGGGCGCCACGAGCAGGGAAACUGAGCUGAGCUGAGCCCGAGCUGCUGGACGCGGCUCGGCGGCCGAGCAGGAGACAUUGAGCAGGGAGAGGACGGAGACAUGGCGGAGACCGGCUCCGUGCACGCCACCAGGUUUGAGGCGGCCGUAAAGGUGAUCCAGAGCCUGCCCAAAAAUGGUUCAUUCCAGCCAACGAAUGAAAUGAUGCUCAAGUUCUAUAGCUUUUAUAAGCAAGCAACCCAAGGACCCUGUAACAUUCCACGACCUGGAUUUUGGGAUCCGAUUGGUAGAUAUAAAUGGGAUGCUUGGAGUGCCUUGGGAGAUAUGUCUAAAGAAGAGGCUAUGAUAGCCUAUGUUGAAGAAAUGAAAAAGAUUCUUGAGAGUAUGCCAAUGACGGACAAAGUCGAAGAACUGCUACAAGUAAUAGGCCCGUUCUAUGAAAUAGUAGAAGAUAAAAAGAACAGAGGAUCUGACCUAACCUCAGGCCUUAGUAAUGUCAUGAAUUCCACCCCAAAGAUAAAGGCUGUGAAUGGGAAAGCUGAAAGCAGUGACAGUGGAGCAGAAUCAGAAGAAGAAGGGCUUCGUGAGGAGGAAGAAAAAGAACUGCAGCUAAAUGGAAAGGACUACAAGAAUGUGGAAGCAGAACCAGCAGCUGUGAAGGAUUUGGAAAGUGUUGUUGCUAAUGGCUCUUCCAAGGACAGCUUUAUCCCAGAUAUGGAGAAUGGCAUCCAGUCCAAAUCUGCUCUGAAUGGCUUGAACCCAGAGGAAGAAAUAAAGAAAAUGGAGCCAAGCCUAGAAAUAACUAAUAACAGUGCUCACCCAGGUGCAAAUGAGGAGAGCACAGAAGAGAUCUCAGCAACUCAGCACUUAACCAGUGAUUCAGACAGUGAAGUUUAUUGUGACUCUAUGGAGCAACUUGGACUAGAAGAGCCCUUGGAGAUCAUCACAUCAUCUAGAGGAUCUUUAAAGCAUUCAUCCCAUUUCUUGGAUGUAGAUUCCAGUCUUCUGUUAGAAAACACGGAUUUUGCAAGGCACACUUGCGUGACUUCUGCGGGUCUCCAACCCGGAAACACGGUAGAGGGAGCAGCUCAAGAACAAGGUGAAGUCAAGUGUGGAGGAGAAGAUGGCAAAGCCAGUAAUGGGGGCCCUCACAAGGAGAAGAAAGGUGGUGAAAAAGCAGAUUUCUACGGUGUCAGAAGAGGGAGAGGCCACAGACUUCAGCCUCUGGGAGAUGGCUCACAAGGUGGACAGAUGGGUAGUGGAGGAGAUGGAGAGCGCUGGGGUUCGGACCGAGGAGCCCGGGGUAGCCUCAAUGAACAGAUUGCAGUGGUGCUGAUGCGCUUACAAGAAGACAUGCAGAAUGUCCUUCAGAGGCUGCAUAUGCUGGAGACGGUUACAGCAUCACAGGCAAAAUCUGCAACACUACAACAGUCAAACGAUCAGCCUGCCUCCUCUGCCAAGAAACCGUCAUGGUGGCCCUUUGACAUUUCUCCAGGUGUUUUAGCUUUUGCUGUCCUAUGGCCGUUUGUUGCCCAGUGGCUGGUACACGUGUAUCUUCAAAGAAAGCGAAGAAAACUGAACUGAGAAUUCAUGACUUUGCUUAGAGACUGCUAAGAGAAGAUUGGCCCUGGAAAGGAAAGGAAUUCUGAAUCCUCCUAGAACCUCAGACUGCGGGAUGAUGUUCCUUCUGGGAUAGUAAUAUUUUGUACUACCUUUGAGCUAAGCAUUUAAGGACUAAUAUUACUGCAACUUAAAUAAUUCACAGCUCCUAGGUUACAAAUAAAACAAAUGUAAUAACUCCAUCCUCAAAACCAUAUGACCGUUAGUUUGGAAUGUGUUUGGGAGGGGCCUUCACUGAGUACUGGUCUUGCUGAUGUCAGAUGAUAAAGACAGUAUCUUUGUAAAAGAGUAAGUGAAAAACAUGUAAAACUGUCACUUUAAUAUAGAAAUAAUUUGACAAUGGUAACAUCCCUGCCUGUUUUUCCACAGGCUUACAUAUGAUCAGGUGAAAGCACUAAUAAGGUGCAAUCAAUGCAGUGUAAGCUCCUGGGGAAAUACAAUAUAUAUAGCUCUGAGGAAUGGAAAUGGUUGUUUUUGCUGCUAAACCUGCACGAGGGAAAUCACAGAAUGGUGGGGGUUGGAAGGGACCUUUAGAGAUCAUCUAGUCCAACCUCCCUGCUAAAGCAGGCCCACCUAGAUCAGGUCACACGAUGAAGCUGAAUCCUUCCCUUCUUGAAGAUUGUAAAGGAGAGGUGGGAGUGGAUGCAUGCUGUGAAAGUCAGAGCCAUUACCAACAGAGGGACUGCCACAUACCAGUUUGGAAUGGUGUGGUACAAAGGGUCCCUCUAGAGAGGCUGCACCUUAGAUUUUUAACUUUGAUAACUGUAUUCUUGGUGACAACAGCUUGUUUUAGCUGCACUACAUAGUUCAGGCACGAGGGGCUUUGAAAUGAGAGCUUGCUCUGUAAGUAUGGCUGUAAGAUUUUAAAAGCUCAGUGCACUUCAAAUUUUCUCCUGUCAGUUCAUGUCAAAUUAGGAUUUAACCUAGCCCUCAUCUGUUGUGGACUUUCCCUAAGUCACAUUAUGAAGAGUAUCAGUUCUAUUUCUUUCUCUCUUAUUAUUCUACUUCCUUUCAAAACAAAACUUUUCAGCUAAUUUUGGUGCUGAUUUUUCUUUUCCGCCUCUACAGAAUAGUUAUUAACCAAUAAGCAGCCAAGGCUACAACCUUGUGAAGUUUGCUUGAUUAAAGCAUGCUUUACAUUCCCUUUUAGAAUAAGUUAAACCAGAGUAGUCUAAAUUUCUUGAAAAGGAAACUUUCUGUCAAAUCUCAGCGCAUUAAGACAUUAAUUCACGAUAAAGAAUCACAUCAUAACAUGUGUUUAAGACGUGAGUCUUCAUUAAUGUCACCCUCUUGCUGUGCUUUCCUGCUCUACCUGGACUACACCUCUUAAAAAUAAUUUGAGGAAACUUACCUUUUUGUCCUUCCUGAAAAAUCUUCUCACUUGGAAAACAUUUCUCAUAAAAGCUACACUGUACAAAGAACGUCAGCACAGAGUUCAGUGUUUGUUUUACCAGAGCAAUUUUAAUCCUGUUUUUAGCUGUGGGGUUUUUUGUUAAUUUACUUUUCCCCUCUUCUGAUUUUCUUAUUGUAAAGCUAAAUUAAAAAAAAAAUAAAGUGCUGAGCACCUCUC
Colius striatus (speckled mousebird) is the source of this 3249-nucleotide messenger RNA. It is a transcript of the gene ACBD5, whose product is annotated as acyl-CoA binding domain containing 5. NCBI's taxonomy places the organism in Eukaryota, Metazoa, Chordata, Aves, Coliiformes, Coliidae. Gene Ontology annotation, molecular function: fatty-acyl-CoA binding. The record is from RefSeq and is a predicted model, not a curated record. The transcript is spliced from 13 exons. Bases 162 to 1643 code for a protein of 493 amino acids. Gene Ontology annotation, cellular component: peroxisome. Gene Ontology annotation, biological process: autophagy of peroxisome; fatty acid metabolic process.